Linum tenue is the source of this 751-nucleotide messenger RNA. NCBI's taxonomy places the organism in Eukaryota, Viridiplantae, Streptophyta, Magnoliopsida, Malpighiales, Linaceae. The record is from the annotation of a GenBank genome assembly.
UUUAUUUUUUGUUUGGGUGAAAUAAGCCCACCUUUUCUACUGGUUAUUAAGAGAGAGAAGAAAGUCACGGAAAGGGAAGAGCAAUUGCAGGCAUAUUACAGAGAGAGAGGGGGAAAGUUGAAAGGGAGGAGAAGGAAGGAGUCUGAUUACCCUUUUACAGAAUCGAUAUGCGGAAGGAAUGGAAGAGGAGGUUUCUUACCCUUUAACCGUUUUACAGAUUUGAUUGAGGAUGUCCCCUCCGGCGAGAAGCACAAUAACUCGCAUCAGAAAUCUCCUCAUAUUCCCAAUUUCAAACAAAUCGAAAUCCCUAAUUAUAAGCAAGUCGACGACCCCACUCGCUGACGGAAGUCCUUGGGAGUGGGGAGAUCGCGAUUGGGAGUACCGCAGACGAUCUCGGCGGCGGAGAGGUUAUUGACGAGUGCGACUUUCAUCUCCGGCAGCCAGCCCACCUCCACCGCAGGUUCCAGAUUACCUCCAGAGCGCUGAUAUCUUCUCUGUCGAUUGCUGCAGCAGACAGUGUACAAAUGCCGGACAAGUUUAACGAUGUCGACGUACGCACAGAAGAAACAAAACCACUGAGAGGGUUUUCAUGCUACAAAAUUAACCGGAACGGGUUCAUCAUCUAACAGAAGCACUAUUUCAUAUUGCCUCCACUUCUUGCAGAAUCAAAAGGCGAUCUACUAUGAUGUACCAGCAAGGGUAGUGGAACUACAGAUUUGGAGGUCUAGCGAAGUAUAAUGCAACUUACGUG